Molecule: messenger RNA, 666 nt
Organism: Meloidogyne enterolobii
Lineage: Eukaryota; Metazoa; Nematoda; Chromadorea; Rhabditida; Meloidogynidae
Source: the annotation of a GenBank genome assembly
AUGCUGGACUUUGGCCUGAAAAGAUUUCUCAUUUUUGGCAUUGAAAAACCUACCGAACUAGAAGAAAUUGGAGAAAAUUGGAAGACAGUAAAUGUUGAAGGUGAAGAAAAGCGUAAAAACAAAGCUAAUCAAGGGGGAGAUGAAAAAGAAGAGGCGGAGGAAGAAGAAAAAAAUGAAGAAAAAGGAAGAGGAACUUCUAUAAAAGUUACAGCAGCUCAAGCUGAUCCGCCUAGAGAAGAGGAUUUGCAUAAUAAAAAUGAGAAUAGUGGUAGCAGUACCAGUACAAUUGAUACUACAACAGCAACUACAGCUAGUUCAAUAAUGGAAACAACACCAACAGGAACAACAGCUAUUAAUAAUUCAUCUUUAAUUAAUUCAACUCUAACAACAAUAAAUAAUAUAACAACAGAACCAACAGAAUUCAAUGCUACCUUAAAUUAUACUGAAGGGGGAACAAGAGAAAGUCUGCUAAACGGAAAUUUAUUUGAAUAUCCAGCAGUGGGGCAAUGCCGGUUUUCUGCUUUGUAUCAGACUGUGUUUAAUGGUGCUAGGCUAUUGAAACGAUUGUUGGUUGAUACUCCAUCCCAAUGCUUAGCUGCUUGUCAUUAUGAAAGUUGUCGUUCAGCAAAUUUAAUUCAAAUGGAGGACAAGGUAAAUAGAGAGUAA